Paracoccidioides brasiliensis Pb18 is the source of this 1923-nucleotide messenger RNA. RefSeq lists its product as uncharacterized. The record is from RefSeq and is a predicted model, not a curated record. The coding region runs from base 1 to 1923 and encodes 640 amino acids. Gene Ontology annotation, molecular function: protein kinase activity; ATP binding. The transcript has a single exon. Gene Ontology annotation, biological process: protein phosphorylation.
AUGCUCGAUCCGGGCUCGGUAAUUGCACUGAUAACCAUCGCAUAUAAAGGCACAAAUCUUGCUUGGGACAUAUUCCAUGACGCGCUACAUUACUCUUCCGACUCAGAAGAUUUAAUUCUCCAGCUGGAACUCGAACGUUUCCGUUUCCAAACAUGGGCCAGAAAUGCUGGCCUUAUGGACGGCGAGCUAUCGACCGGCUUGCUUCCUAUCUACGAAACAGUGGAAAGAACACUGCGGGUAAUCGGUGGACUAUUGGAGAAUGCUGAUCAACUGCGUGAGAGGUACGGACUUUGUGCGUCGCAGUCCGAAACGCCAGAGCCAGAUAAGGUCAAGCGCUUCAUCACCAAAAUGAGAAAAUCGAUUCGAGCAAGCGGAAUCAAGCUCGAGAUCGCCGGUGCCACUGAGAACAGGGAUGAAAACGAAGAGCAGCUAUCACCUGGAGUUGGUUGUCCAGUUGGACCAGGGAAACGGCUUCGGUGGGGUGUUCGGGAUAGGAACCAGUUUCGAAAACUGAUAUCUGAUCUUGAAUGGCAUGUUCAGAAACUCAAUCAGCUGCUCACCGAAACCCAGCAAAGAGCAGUGAAAGAAGACGGGAAAAGAAUUGACAUUGUCUUUAUCGGGAAUGCAAAUGAUGAUCUAUCUCUACAGUUGAUUCGGGAAGCACUUGAACAGGAGCCUGAAACUUCAUCGAUUCGGGGCCUGGCAGAGAGAAAGGCGUUGGUUGAUGGGUCGUCAUUAACUUCACGCGCUGGACCAAUGGCUCUCAGCCCACUGACGCUGGGAGAUUUCUCGUUUCCUGCCGGAUAUCAAGCUGAAAAUCGCUUCAUGGCCAAAAAUAAACUGUCCGGUGAAUAUGUCCUUCUGGAAAGAAAGGACUAUGAUCCUGACAUAUCUGGGCGAGAUAAGCAGAUUCUAACUAUGAGAGUCAACCGACUUGUUCUCCUUUUAAGUGCAGCUAAGUCUGCAGAUUUCUGCACUCCGCAGUCGAUUGGUCUCAUUCAUGAUCCUGGAAAUCAUUGCUGGUGGAUAACGUUUAAAUUUCCUCGAGCGAGCAUCGCAGAAAUUCCCCUGGAUUCUGUCUCAACCCAGCCAAUAUCCCUCCUUUCACUUCUGGAAUCAAAAUUACGCCCACCAUUAGAAACACGACUCCGUCUUGCUAGCAUGCUAGCCACGACCUUGAGUGAGCUAUAUGGCAGUAGCUGGCUGCACAAAAACAUACGGAGCGAAAACAUUCUUUUCCCAGACCUGUAUCAAAAGAAGAAAAGCCACAAAAAUGAACCGUCGCCUCUGGAUAACUACUCUUCCCAACUAUUAUCACCCCUUAUUGCAGGUUUCAAUUACUCUCGCCAGGAAACCGAGUCCCAAACAAUUGACAAAAACCAGUUCCACCAUGACAUCAGGCCCGUCAUCUAUAGACACCCGAAUUACCAAGGUGAAGCAGCACAGGGAUACAAAAUUGGUUAUGACAUUUACUCCUUUGGUCUGGUGUUAGCGGAGAUAGCGUGGUGGGUUCCUCUGUCGUCAUUCCUCGACGCAAAGGUGACGAACACUUCGGGGCACCCGUCGUCAUUGUUGCAGAGCCGAUCUUUAAGGGGGGGCGCCACUAGUAGCACGUUGAUUGCUUCUGUUCAACUCUCCUCCAGCAUGAGCCGGUUCCAACUCCCCGAGGCACUGGAACUUCAGCGACGUGUCACUUCACGAGCAGACCGUGAGUUAGCGUUUCGUGUUGGCACUACGUAUUUUGACGCCGUGAAGUGGUGUUUGGGGUAUGCUGAUAAACACAAUGACGCCGAUAGCACCAUAUCCAACACUGAAAAUACUGCAACUACAGAAACUAUCCAAAGUUUCGGGGAUUGGCACCCGGCAUUGGACUUUUAUAAUCAAGUCGUUGUGCCAUUGAGGAAGAUUGCUAACGUGGACUGA